AUGGCUAAAUCCUCUAGAUCAAAGUCCAAGCUUCAAGCAAAAGCUGUGAAGAGGUCAUUGGAAUUCCAGAAAUACGAAGAUGAAAGGAGGAAGAGACUGUUUGAGAAGUCCCAAGCAGCCCUGGUAAAACAGAAGGAAGAGGCAAGCGAAGACAAAGACUCUAAACCUGCCAAGGUCUCCACUGUGGAAGUUGACAUAGAUAUAGACUCUGUCCCUUUGAAAAAGCCUGAGAAGAGGACGACCAAGAAGAACUUUAAGAAGAGAUCAAGAAGACAAAAGUGGAAUCAUCGUUUGGGCUUUGAACAGUUCACCCCCGAAAAGCCAUGGUAA
This is a messenger RNA of Komagataella phaffii GS115, 330 nucleotides long. RefSeq lists its product as hypothetical. The transcript has a single exon. The record is from RefSeq and is a predicted model, not a curated record. Bases 1 to 330 code for a protein of 109 amino acids. Lineage: Eukaryota; Fungi; Ascomycota; Pichiomycetes; Pichiales; Pichiaceae.